Molecule: messenger RNA, 6639 nt
Organism: Dermochelys coriacea (leatherback sea turtle)
Lineage: Eukaryota; Metazoa; Chordata; Testudines; Dermochelyidae
Gene: CCP110
Product: centriolar coiled-coil protein 110
Exons: 15
Coding region: 1137-4175 (1012 amino acids)
Biological process (GO): centriole replication; regulation of cytokinesis; centrosome duplication
Cellular component (GO): centriole
Source: RefSeq, a predicted model, not a curated record
GGGAGCUCUGCCCCGACAGCUCCGCUUGUAGCCCGGCGCGUGUGGGGCCGCUGCUGUCUCCGCCCUCUCGGGAGGAGGCGAAAACUGGAGCGGUUCUCCCCCCACCUCAGCCGCUGAAGGCUGCCCCCUUGCGGGGCUUGGUGUCAGGGGUGUGCUCGGCGCGGUAUAAGCUGAAGAGUCCCAGUCCCACGGAAUUUGCGUUCGGAAAGGCAGCUGUAGCUGAGACAAGGCGCAGAGGGAACGGUUUAGUGGGGGGGGAGGGGUUGAGUGGGUGUUGGGGGUGCGUGGAGAAGGCGUUUGAGUCAUGUGGGUUAGUGCUGGUGGACUUCACAGAAAGAGCAAGCCUUUUAAGAGGCUUUUGGAUGAAGAAGGGUUAGGGGCUGCGAGGAAAUGAGGAGGCCGUUGGAAACUUAAGGGAGGGGCAUUUUGGAAGAAGGCAGGAACAAGAGUGAGAAAAACACAAGGCAUGCUAGUCCUUCCUCUCCUUUUGAGUUUCUUGCUUGGCUGUGAAUUUUUAAUCUGGAUGGGGGUUGCCACCAUAUCAGCAUUGGUGGUGGUGGUUUUGAGUGGAACCGGUUUUAUAAUUUGUGGGGAAUUUCCGGUUUCCAUCCAAUUUGUAAGGGAGCCUGAAAUUUAACAUAGGCAUUGGAGUUAUCAUUGCCAUAAUGAGACCUGAUCAGAUAAAAGGGAGAUGAGGUGGUAGACAGCUGGCCCCAAAUAACUUCCUGACCCCAACAAUCCUGAAAACAAAUAACACACAAGACCAGUUACCAGCUGAGAUUUUUUUUUUUUUCUUGGCUGAGAAGUUUUUAGCACUACUUGUAGAAUGGUUGCUUUUGGAUUCUCCAUCACAGAUUCGGUGACUCAAAUCUUAAUUUCUUCUCUGCACACUUAAUAAUUUGAAGACUUUGGUUGAAAAGUCCACAUACUUCAGACUGGGGUAUUUUGAUAGCAGUGGUUCAAUCACUUAGUGCAGAAGUGCAGUGAAUUUAUAUUGUGGAAGAAAGGGAGUUCUGUAAAAAUAGGGAACAAGCAAUUUUGGUAGUUGUAGCAGAAUUUUCUUCUCUUCCUUGGUUCUGAGCUCGUGGACUCAAGCAGAGCAGUAAUAUUUCCUCUAUGUGCAGUACAAUAUUAAGAUGGAGGAUUAUGAGGAGUUCUGUGAAAAGCAUCUUGCCAGGAUCCAAGGAGAGUCGAUUCAAAGGGAAACCUCUUCAUCUGCUCAGAAGAAUAUCUCACUUAUUCAAUUCUAUGGCAUUCCUGUGCUUUCACCUCUGCUGAGUCUUGAGAGAAAAAAGGAAAUGCAUCAGGAUAAACAAAAAGCAAUUGAUGUAGAGAUCUGGAAGCAGAAUUCCAGGAAAAGAGCUUUACUGAAUCGUGUUCAGGAGAUCCUGGAAAACGUGCAGGUCAGAAAGGUGUCUGGUAUGAGUGAUUUGGAUCAGUGGGAGCCUGAGAGUGGUCACUCUAAUUCAGAAUCAAAAGCCUCAAAUGGCUUCAAAAUGCUAUCGAAUCUCAAUUUGUUAAGUUCUGUUACAUGCAGUGGUACUACAGACCUUGAAAAAACAUUGGAAAUUGUGCCAGCAGACACUGCUAUCCAGAUUACAUCAAGUGGAAUAGACUCGGUUAGAGGCACAGAAGAACAUAUUCCUCCUGAACAAAGUGAGAGCAACCUCUCAGAAAAUAUUGCUUGCCCGAAGGUUACAUCUCCUGAUAAAACACAAAAUAUGACUACUUCAAAUGCACAUGUAAACCAAGAGCAUACAGAGGUGCCAACAGAUGGUGAGGAAGUACCUGAUCCUUAUGUAAUGAGUCUUCAAAAUCUUCUGAAAAAGUCUAGGGAGUACAUAGAGAGAGAGCAAACCAGACGUAGCUUAAGAAGGAAUUCAAAAAGAAGUAUUAAUGAAAGUCUUUCAGAUAAAGAAAAUGAUGCAGUUAAAACAAAUCUCUCUGGGAAAGAGAGAGCGAGGUUUACAGGCAGGAAUUGUACUCCUCUGACACUUGAUAAACCAAGUCUUAAUAAAUCAAAUAUUCUUCUUCAAGGUGCCUCUACCCAAGUAAAUAGCACGAUUACAUCAGCUUUACCCAGUUUUUCUAAAGUGGAUAUACCUACCAGAGCUGGAACACCCCCAGUUUUGGAUUCGGAUUCAGAUGAAGAAUUUAAAAACACCUCUACCUUUGAUCAUGAUGGUAGUAUUGUCAGAAGCCUUACAGGUUCUUAUGCCAAAUUACCCAGCCCGGAGCCAAGUAUGAGCCCUAAAAUGCACCGAAGACGUCCAAGACCUUCAUCAAUGGGACACAUAGUUAUCAAUAACCCUGUGAAUGCCUAUGAAUUAAGCCCUAUAAACAAGGGAAGAGCAAUUGACUUGAUCAUACAAGAUGUCACUGACCAAACUAAUGCAUCUGAAUCUGUGCCAAAAUUUACUGCUGACUUCACUGCAGUUUGUUCUAGCAAAGCUCAUGUUGUCAACACGAAUUCUUCAGAGACUUCAAAUCACAUGUGUCAGGAUUCCAUUAGUCAACUAGAGAGCAAAGGAAUGAUGAUGUCUUCCAUAAUGGAGGGAAUGCUGGAUGGUAGAAGGCCAUACAAAAUGGACAGUACUACUUGUACUGCAACUCCAAAAUUGCAUGAGUCAUAUGCAGUCAGUCAGUCAAUGGUGACUCAAAAGCUUGUAACUGUGAAUGGAAUCAAGCCAGAUAGUUUGUUAGAAAACACCAAAAGUAAUUCACCCAUGGAACUCAAUAAAUCUUAUGAUGUAGAAAAUCCAUCUCCAUUACUAAUGCAAAGCCAGAAUAAGCAUCAUCAGAUGGAUACUCCAAAUAUUUCUUCUGGAAAUGAACAGUUUGUAGAAAAUGGGUUUGAAAAAGUGAAACGUAGGCUUGAUUUGGAUAUUGAUAGUUCACAGAAAGAGAACAACCCAUAUGUUUUAACAGAUGGAACAGAAGAACAAGAGAAGUGGAGAUUGCAAGACCGAAGAUGCCCCAUAGGAUCUGUUUAUUGUAAGAAGAAUGAAACCUCGGGCAGUAGUACUAACGAAGAAGAGAUUUUGAAAAAUAAACUGUUGGCUUUUGAAGAAAUGAGGAAGAGACUUGAAGAGCAGCAUGCACAACAACUAUCAGUACUGAUAGCUGAACAAGAGAGAGAACAGGAGAAAUUACAGAAGACUUUUAAUCUGCAGGAGAUAGAAGAGCAGGAGAGAAGGUUAAAAGGAAAGAAGAGUGCUACAGCAGACAUAGAAAUACCCAAAAUGACCAUUAGCAGUGGGAUGGAACUGGAAUGGAGAAAAAUAAGUGAAAGUGGCUUGCUGGAAACAAUGCUGACUCAAGUGGAGACAAUCCAGAACACAAACUCGAACAGCACUGGUAAAAGUUUUGCCAACACUACCAUGCCCAGUAGUUUUGGUUCAACAAAUGAAGCUCCAUUCUACCUCUGGGGACCAUCUGGUAGUGGAAUGUCAAAAAUAUCAGCAUCCAGGCUUGUUAGGGCCAAAACCAGGUGGUCUCAGGCCCUCAAUCCAGAGAUGCAAAUGAAGUUCAGUAAGAUCACUGCCUUGGCAAAGGGAUUUCUGACUCGUAGGCUCAUGCAAACGGAAAAAUUGAAAUAUCUUAGGCAAACCGUAAAAGAUACUAUGGAGUUCAUAAAAAUUUUUCAGUCUGAAGCUCCCUUAAAGAGAGGAACUGUUUCGGUGCAAGAUGCAUCCCUACAAGAAAGAGUGAUGGCUCAACUACGAGCUGCGCUGUAUGACGUCCAUGAUAUAUUCUUUAUAAUGGAAGUAUCUGAAAGAAUGCAUAUCCUGCGUCAUGAUCGUGAAGUUCGCAAAGAGAAAAUGCUGAGGCAAAUGGCUAAAAUAAAGACUCCACGAGAGAGAGUGACACUUUCAACAGCUACACAGAAGUCUCUGGAUAGGAAGAAGUACAUGAAGGGCUCAGAAAUGGGAAUGCCAAAUAAAAAAUUAAUCCUAAAACAAAAUACUCCUGAAACAAGAGUACUUCAGCCAAAUCAAGGACAAAAUACUCCAAUUCAUAGGCUUCUUUGCAGGCAAGGAACCCCUAAGACCUCAAUGAAGGGGGUUGAGCAAAAUAGAAAGAAGUCCUCAGAGAGCAGAGUGCCUAACAAGGCAACUUCAGGAGUAUAUGCAGGAAGAAUCCAAAGAAAGAAGCCAAAUGUUGUGACAAUUUAAGACGACAGCACUCACUCGGAUAAAAAAAAAAAGGCUAUUUUAAUGCCAUAGUCUCUUCACCAUUGGUUCAGAUCUUGCAUCUCCUAUAUGUAUGCUUUGAAUUGACAAACGUACAUAUUUAACGUAACAUUUUGCAUAUUUUGAGGACAUACAGUAGAUUUUUAUGGAAUGAUGUUAAAGUAAUGGAGAAGGCUACAAAUAAGUUCAGUUCUUAUACUUAUGAAAACAAAUUGCAUGGUACAAACCUGUCAGGUAUUCAGAUUACUGCAUACAUAUGUUCACAUUCAAAAUGCUUUGCUAUAGAGAAGAAUAUAGUGCAACAUUAUGUUUGUAUCUUUUUGCCAUCUCUCUGACUUAUUCUUAUAUUUAUUGUGCACUUUUUUGUACUCUUGGAAAUAUAUUUACAAUUGCAGUUCAGACAUGGUAGUCUGCAUAACUGAUUUCCUAUAUGUGUACCUAUUUUAGCCUUUUACCCUAAAAUUAGAGAAGUUACACAAAGAAGAGAUAACUUAUUCAACUGUAGCAAUACUGUAUGUUUUUCCUCUGUGUAUUUGUUUGAGAGCAGCAUUGCUGAGUGUAUCAUUACAUAUGAAUGUGCUAACCUGUCAAUUUAAAUACUAAUGACUGAUAAACUCAUUUCUGUUGACUGUGUUUCAGAAAUGGAUCUGAAUUAAUUGCUGGCAUAAAUGUGCCAUUCCAUGUACAUGAAUGAAGUCGCCCCUGUUCACAUGGGUGGUGAAUUUAGGCCACUAUGAUGAAACAUUCCAGGCAAUUUUUCCUCCAUACUGUUUACUGCAUUUUCUAAUUCCAAACUAUAUUUUGAUCAAGAUGAAAUAUAAUUAAGAUGUAGCAAUUCUAUGACGCUGUACAAGAGUUCCAGAAGGAAAGACUUUGUUUGCCGCUUCAGACUUUAAUUGUCCUCAGCAGUCAUACAGGUGACUGUUUCAUACCAUUAUGUGUCUUACUGUUUUAUUUUUGACAUUCCUAGAUCUACUUUAUUGUCUAAACAAAUAACUUGGAACUUUUAAAUAAAAAAUAAUACUGUCAUUAGUAACAGAUCCAAGCACUGAAGCCAUGCUUCGAUGUUCUGAGUCCCUAAAACUUUGCAAGACUUAACCUCCAAAACACAUGCUCCUGUUUGCCCCUGUCUUUUUGGCUAUUUCAGCCAUUAUGAACAUACCUCUUUAAAGAGAGGCUGCUUAGUAAUUUUAAUCUUGAUAAUGAGCUUCUUUGAAACUUUCCUUGGUUUUCAAAUAAAAUAGAGAAAAUCUUUGCCCUGUGUAUAUCCAUCCUUAAAGGCAGGUAUUAUUCAGUCAAUAGCAUACUUCUGUAUCCCCACAGCUUUAAGGGUGGGUAGAGGGGAGGACUGUUUAAACAAAAUUAAGGGUACAUAUUUAAUGAAAAUGUCAUACUUGACCCAAAAUAUUGUCCAUAUUCAUUAAAUAUCUCAAUAUAAAAAUUAAAUAGGUGGAAGGAAAAAUGCCUUAAUACAAAAAUGCAUUUAUGAAUUAAUAGAACUUGUUUGGGGAUGGCCUUAAACCUACAAGUUAUGGGUUCCAUCUAUAAAUCAGUACCUUAUCCUGUAUCUUUUGUUGCAUUAUUAUAAGCAAUGUUACUUAUCAUGCAGUAUUUUAAACUGAGCCAGACAUGUACUUGAAAAAGAGGCAAUACUAAUACGAAGAAAUAUUUAGAGGAUUAACAGACUACUCAGUGGUUGUGUACUGUGGUCUUAUUUGAAAGCUCUUAGAUAGAUCCUCAGCUGGUGUUAAUUUAUACCAGCUGAAGACCUGCACCUAUCUGUUUAAAGGUUAUUGUUCUUUAGUUUCCCAGCAUAAUACAAAGAUUUAUUAUGAUAAUCUGAACUUCUUGGAUUUCUAGUCAUUUUCAAAACCUUAUUUUUGUUCUUAAUUUUUGCAUUACUCUACUAUUAUCAGUCUUUUAGAGGAAAACAUUUCAAGAGUAACAAAGAAUGACAAGUGAAAUGCAUCCUAUUUUAUUAAGAAUUCUAGACUACCUUGCAGGUGGCAACUUUAGACUGGCUUACUUGCUGUUGUAUGUUAGUGCUAAAAAUUGAUUGUAGAUGUUUUCUGUACUUAAUUGGCAUUUGAGGCAAUACGUAAAAGUAGGCUUAGUCUAAAUAUUUAUUUAAAAAUGAAUGUUCAACUUUUGUUGAAGUUUCUUAACUAAACCUUUUUACUUUAAGACUGUUUCAAAGUUUGUGUACUAAAAUAUCAUAGCAAAAAAAUUUAACUUUCAUAAGGCCUUCUUGACAAGUGCCAGAAUUUGUUUUUGUAAUUUGAUACAUUUUUUAUUUAUACAUAUUUAAUUUUCAAUUCACUUUAUUUUUGUGGAACGUAAUGUCAUUAUAAUAUAAAGUGUAUUUAUUUUUUGUACUUUAGUUCAUUUUCACCAGUCUUGCCCCUUUCAUUAAAUAUACUGCAAAAUAAACUUUUUAAUCUUUAAA